Trematosphaeria pertusa is the source of this 891-nucleotide messenger RNA. Its product is annotated as short chain dehydrogenase/reductase family. The coding region runs from base 1 to 891 and encodes 296 amino acids. The transcript has 4 exons. NCBI's taxonomy places the organism in Eukaryota, Fungi, Ascomycota, Dothideomycetes, Pleosporales, Trematosphaeriaceae. The record is from RefSeq and is a predicted model, not a curated record.
AUGUCGAACCUCGACGCUGCUCAGCUCUUCUCUGUUAAGGGGCUGGUUGCUGUAGUCACAGGCGCUAGCUCCGGUUUGGGCGAAGUCAUGGCGCAUGCUCUGGAUGUUAACGGCGCAGCCAAAGUCUUCAUUCUCGGCCGCCGAGAGUCCAAACUCAAGGAGGUUGCAUCGAAAGCGAUAAAUGGUUCUCUCAUUCCGGUCGCAUGCGAUGUGAGCUCGAAAGAAUCCUUGCAGGCUGCAGUGUCGACAAUCGAAAGGCAGACGCCAUUUAUCAAUCUUCUUGUCGCCAAUUCGGGCUACCUUGGGGAGGUUACCGGUAUGGCCCCCAGGCCGGCAGAGCAGACUGUUGGUGAACUUCAAAAGGAGCUGUGGGACAAGACAACCUACGAAGACGCAAGUAAAGUUGCUAGUACCAACAUAGCCGGAUCGUAUUUUACUUUUCUCGCCUUCUUGGGCUUGCUGGGAGUUGGCAAUACGCACCCCGACAGCGUAGGAAAGAGUGGACUGCUACAGAGUCAGUUCAUUAGUACCACUAGUUUUGGUGGCUUGUGCCGAGCUGAAGCUCCUAGCUAUGUCUACAACGCUAGCAAGGCUGCUCUGAACCACUUGACGAAGACUUUGUCAUCGGAGUAUGCCAAACAUAGCAUCCGGGCCAAUGCGAUUGCCCCCGGUAUGUUUGUCACGGAAAUGACGGAGGCCCACACCCCAGAGGGAAAUCUCAGCGCCGUCGGCUCUAUGCCGUGGCAAGCUAUUCCCGCUACGCGAACAGGCACAGAAGAGGAUAUGGCCGGUGCUGUGCUUUACUUGGCAUCUAGAGCAGGUUCUUUUGUGAAUGGGUGCAUCUUGCUACCGGAUGGUGGAAUGCUCUCUGUUCGCCCUGGUUCCUACUAG